AUUUACAAGGUGACAAGUGAAAUCGGUGAAAAUAAUUUUUACUUGUUAUUAUUUAGAAAGGUAUUUUAUUAAAAGGCUAAAAUGUCUUUCUUUGGAGUAGGAAAUCCAUUUGCCACACCGGUUGGCCAAAAAAUCGAACAAGCUACAGAUGGAUCCCUUCCUUCAGAAAAUUGGGCCCUUAAUAUGGAAAUAUGUGAUAUUAUAAACACUAGUGCAGAUGGACCUAAGGAUGCCAUUAAGGCAAUUAGAAAAAGACUGACCCAAAGUGCUGGGAAGAACUACACAAUUGUUAUGUACAGUUUAACUGUCCUGGAGAGCUGUGUUAAAAAUUGUGGAAGACCUUUCCAUGUUCUUGUGUGCAAUAAGGAGUUUAUAUCUGAGUUGGUAAAAUUAAUUGGCCCAAAAAAUGACCCACCCACGGUUGUACAAGAAAAGGUUUUGAGCCUCAUACAAUGCUGGGCGGACGCUUUUCAAAAUCAACCGGAAUUGCAGGGAGUAGUACAAGUGUACAACGAAUUACGGACCAAGGGUGUUGAAUUUCCUAUGACCGACUUGGACGCUAUGGCACCUAUAUUUACGCCGCAACGGAGUGUUCCUGACGGUGGCGAGCCAAUGGCUGGCUCUCCUCAGCGUAACAUCUUGGCGCCGAGCUCUCCCAUUCGAAUGCCGCUUGAAAAUAGUACUGGCACGGUGACCCUAUCAGAGAGUCAGACAAGCAAGCUACGGGCCGAUCUAUCCGUGGUUGAGGGCAACAUGACAGUUAUGAAUGACAUGUUGAACGAACUGACAGCACAGCCUUACACGCAGCAUCACGAAUCUGACAUACAAUUGCUGGAUGAGUUGGCAGACACACUCCGUGCGAUGCAAAGUCGUGUUGCUGAAUUAGUGGGGCGUGUAUCCGACGAGUGCCCUUUGACAGCUCAACUAUUGCUAACUAACGACCAGUUACACAACUUACUCCUGAGACACUCUCGCCUAACCAGCAACCGAAACGCAGCUACAGGUGUUGCCACGCCAUCGGCCAUUCUCGGUGCCGCCAUGGGAGUUCCUGGGACUGUAUCACCCCCCAAGAAAGAGGAGGAGGACGCACUCAUCGAUCUUAGUGACGAUGUUCCUGAUAUUGCUAAAUUAAGUGUGACAGACGCGCCGAAUGAGAAGUCUCCAAGCGGCUCCAAGGACGAGUUUGACAUGUUCGCGCAAUCUCGAAAUAUCACGUAUGAAUCUUCCAAAACUGGUGGAAGCAGUUAUGCGGACAACUUAGAGGAGCAGACAACAGCAGGAUUAGCAGCGGCGGCUAACACACGAGCGACCCAGCAACCCUUGCCAUCGGGAAUGGAUCAAAGGGAAAUCGAUGAGAUUUCAGCUUGGUUAGAACAAGAAAAGGCCGCCACAGAAGCCAACGCCGGACAUGAAAGUGUAACGAGCAGUGACUUCGAGAAGUUUCUGGCAGAGAGAGCUGCCGCAGCAGACAGCCUUCCUGACGCCAAUAACACAAAUAACACGCCCAGGCACCGACAGAUCAACAAGGAUCAAGAUUCGAUGUUCGCCCUAUAACAAUCCGGAUCGAAGGACUAGGUCUGUGACGUCACUCCCACCAUUAGACCUUUACGCCUCUAAGGCAUCUAUAAGCGAAAAUCGUUGAAGGCAAUAUGUCAUAUAUGUUUAUUGAAAAAAUUAUGAAUUUUAGGAGUGGCUGAUCUUUUAAAGGGUAAUUCGGACUGAGCUCUUUCAUAAACACUAAUAUAUUUAACUUAUUAUUUUCUCGCGUUUUGUCCUCAGUCCAGUUCCUGUUUAACGGGGCUCUUGUUGCCAUGGCAACGGGUAUCCUGUGGUUUUAUGAAUUUAAAUCGGUAGGAGUCGUUGAACUCUUAUUGUAUAUGUACCGGAAUAUGCACCUCCAUCUUAAUACAUAUUAAGAUUAAUUUUAAGAGAGCCUCCAUUUUUAAAUACACACAAGAAAAUGUUCAGUCUCCUUUGUAACCAGCUGUUUUUGAACUGUAUAUAGCGUUAUUGGACUCCGAGACUUUUAGGAUAAGAUUCAGAAAUGAGACUCGUAAGUUUCGUCAAAAAUAUAUUGGAUUUUGACAUAUGGAAGUGAGUGAUUUAAAUCUAGUUUCUGAGUCUCACCCUCAUUUUUCAAUCUAAAGUUCUCUUAUAGCACGAGUCUUAAGCUAUAAUCUCUUAUAAUUCAAUAUGUUUUUUUAUUGUACAAAAUACGAAACUGGAUAUACAUUUUUUCCGCUUUUAACUUAUUUAUUGCAUAAAAUUAUGAUAACAAUUAUUUUAAUCUAGUUAGUUAUAUUAUUUAGUUAAAAGAACAUUUGUGUAAUAAGUUCAACCUUCCGCCAUGUUUCCUAAAAUGUCUACCGAAAUCUCUGCACGAAACAUUUAAAAUCUAACAAACCUAAUAAUCUCUUCUUGAAUGGGAAACGUGAGCAGCGCUUCGUGAGCAUAUCUUUAACUGAACCAUACAAUUUGAAUAGAUAAUCAAUUAAUCCGAACUGUCAAAAGUGACUACGUAUUGACGUAUUCAACUAAAUGAUAGAAAUAUUGUACGGCUCUGUAAUUUAUGUAUACCGGAAAUAGAAUCGCAAUACAAAUACAAAGCACUAUGCCUUAAGUGUGGGACCUUUAUACAUGUUCUCAAUGCUAGCAAAGAUUUCUCGUAUAACAUUCGUGUAAAUUUAUUAGAUGUUUUGUUUAGUACACUUGUACUGAAUGGUCAACGUUGCCAUAACUUAAUUAAAAUACGAAAAAUAUUAUAUUUUAGUUGUGGCAACCCUGUCUCCUUUUUAUCUUCGCACCUAGAAGCUAGACAAUUAUAGCUUUCCGCGUCUCGUAGUCGGUAUAAAUAAGCUUACGAAACUUCAUACGCAUCUGCUUUAGUACGUACGUGUACACAAAAUGUGAUAUUUAAAUUUUUUAUUUAACCGUAGCUGACAUUUUUACUAAUGUAUUCACUUGAUUAUAUGUUUAAUUUAAAAAAUAAAAUCAUUUGUUGAAUUUUUAAUUCAACCACCAGAAACAACACGCAAUAGAUAAUUGAGGUUGAUACGGAACGCAAGCGAGAUUAAAAAAAUAUACUUAAUUUUAUUAUUAAACACAAUUACAGAUUUUGCGUGUAUGAGAUAAAAUAGUAAACCUUAUUUAUCUAUUUUGUGGCUGUUUUUUUAAUAAUGAAUAACUACUGUAUUCGCCUAGCCAUUCCAUCUCACUUAUUGUAAUUUGGUGUUAAUGUGAUAAACAUGGAACAAGCUUAAUGUUAAUAAUUUAAAAGAGUUAUUUUGUGUUUUAAUCGUUGUAUUUAAGAUAAUAAAUGAUAUGUGCGAAUUAAA
This is a messenger RNA of Pieris brassicae (large cabbage white), 3335 nucleotides long. Its product is annotated as TOM1-like protein 2. Gene Ontology annotation, biological process: signal transduction. The coding region runs from base 82 to 1554 and encodes 490 amino acids. NCBI's taxonomy places the organism in Eukaryota, Metazoa, Arthropoda, Insecta, Lepidoptera, Pieridae. Gene Ontology annotation, molecular function: phosphatidylinositol binding; clathrin binding; ubiquitin binding. The record is from RefSeq and is a predicted model, not a curated record. Gene Ontology annotation, cellular component: endosome; membrane. The transcript is spliced from 13 exons.